Molecule: messenger RNA, 1252 nt
Organism: Benincasa hispida (wax gourd)
Lineage: Eukaryota; Viridiplantae; Streptophyta; Magnoliopsida; Cucurbitales; Cucurbitaceae
Source: RefSeq, a predicted model, not a curated record
CUCCUCCCCCUUCUCCUUCUAACUUCUCUAAGUUCUUUAAUUUCUUCUUCUCAAACCCUCUCUUAUAUUUCCUCUAUCUCUCUCCUUAUUCCCCAUUUUCUCAAGUGAGGAACAUUUUCUCUCUCAUUCUACAAUUCAUUACCACCAAGAAAAAUAUAAAAAUGGAAUAUGAUAAGUGUUACAAAUCAAAGGCUCAAAUUCCAAAUUUUGAUUGUCUUCUUUUUGAUCUUGAUGACACUCUGUAUCCAUUAAGCUCUGGCUUAGCAACAGCUUGCAAAAACAACAUACAUGCUUAUAUGGCUGAAAAGCUUGAGAUAGAAAACAGCAAAAUCCCAGAGUUGAGCAACUUACUUUACAAGAAUUAUGGAACAACAAUGGCUGGUCUCAGAGCCAUUGGCUAUGAAUUUGACUAUGAUGAAUAUCACAGGUUUGUCCAUGGAAGAUUGCCUUAUGACAACCUAAAACCUGAUCCCAUUUUAAGAAACCUUCUCCUCAGCCUCCCUUAUAGGAAACUUAUCUUUACCAAUGCAGACAAAGAUCACACUGCCAAAGUACUUAACAAACUUGGAUUAGAAGACUGUUUUGAAGGCAUUAUAUGCUUUGAAACCCUCAAUCCUACACAAAAAAGUCCUGUUUUAGAUGAAAAAGAGCAUCCAAGUACUGAAAUAUUUGACAUAAUUGGCCAUUUCUUUCAACCAAAUCCUCUAAUGGAGUUGCCAAUUACACCUAUUGUCUGCAAACCAUCAGAAGCUGCCAUUGAAUGGGCUCUCAAGAUUGCCAACAUUGACCCUCAAUCAACAUUGUUUUUUGAAGAUAGCCUUCGGAACAUUCAAGCAGGCAAGCGACUUGGGCUUCAAACUGUGUUGGUUGGCACUUCCCAUAGAAGUAAAGCAGUAGAUUAUGCAGUUGAAAGCAUUCACAACAUAAAGGAAGCAAUACCAGAGCUUGGUGAAGUUGAAUUAAGGAAAUCAGAACUCAAUUACUCAGCCAAUAAUAAUGUAGCAGUGGAGACUUCUGUGACAGCAUAACAAAUCAUAUCUUUAUUUGGACUUAAUAAUAAUAAUAACAAUAUUCUAUGUCAAAAGUUGAAUAAAAUUGCUGUUCAAUCCUCAGUCCUUCACAUUUUAAUAUGAUUUUCUAGUGGUUGUGAUUUGUUUGUUGUGUACAAAUUAUCAAAUGUAAUCCAUCCUCUGUUCUUGGCUUUUUUCUAACAAUAAUAAAUGAAAUGUUGUAUAGCCUUCCUAAGCUCCAA